This is a messenger RNA of Ceutorhynchus assimilis (cabbage seed weevil), 1603 nucleotides long. Lineage: Eukaryota; Metazoa; Arthropoda; Insecta; Coleoptera; Curculionidae. The record is from the annotation of a GenBank genome assembly.
UCCUGAUAGAAGAUUGAGAAGCCGUUUAAAAUGUGGAAGUGCUUAGUGUUCAUUAUAAUGACUUCAAAACUAUCAAUACUAGUCGUUGCAAGUGAUAACAACUACGCAAAUAUACCAACUGUAACAACUACACGAUUUUCCAACUCAUCAGCCCAGGAAGGCACGUGUAAACCGCAACAAACCAAAUGUACUUGCAUUUGUGAAGUUAUUCCCGAUGAACCACCUAGUACCACAACUGUUUCGACACUCCCUUCUAGUAAGAGUUCUGCAUCAACUACAACAGAUUGUACUACUUCUACAGAAGCGACAACUAGCACACAGUUAGAUCUCUGUAGCCAGUACGAGUCUCUUUGUCCAAAAAUGGACGAUGAUCAUCCAAUAUAUAUUCCGCAUCCAAAUUGCAGUGCAUUCUGUAAAUGUGGCAAUGGCCGCAUUUUCUACCGUUCUUGCAGUGUUGGUCUUCACUUUAAUCCUGUAGAGAAAGUUUGUGAUCAUCCUAGAAAUGCUAAAUGUACUGGUUUACCGCCACUACCAUCGGAUUCAUGUAAAGCAUUAUCGAUGUACUGUCCAAUUCCGGAUGGAGACCAUCCUUUAUACAUCCCGCUUUCAAACUGUAGUGCUUUUUGUAAAUGCACGAAUGGCGAGGCUAUAUACCAUCCUUGUCCUGAUGGACUCCAUUUCAAUGCUAAGAAGAACGUUUGUGACUGGCCAGCAAAUGCUGCAUGCGAUAGGGAAAAUUGAUAUCGCAUUUAAUUAUUCAACACUCUCACCUACUUUAGAGAAACCAUAAUUGAGAUUUACAACGUUUAAAAUAGUAUGAAAUAAGUCAAUUGUGAUGAGAGAUUUUGCAAAUAGAAUAGAAAUUAAGCACUAACAAGCAAAUUUAUUAACGCACUUAUUACCUAUUGUUUUGUCCCAGGGAAAAAGAACUUUAUUAGGGAUUAGAAACUAUUUCGAUUUUUUUCUAGAAUUUCUUUUGUCUAAAAACAUUUUCUUUAUUCGUGUAUGUUUAUUUUUAGGUCCUAAUAUAUUAUUAUUAUUAUUAUUAUUAUUAUUAUUAAACGUUUUUAUAAUAGCAAAUAAAGAUUACAAAAUAAAGUUACAAAUAUUCUUACCUACUCGCUAAUAAUCGAUGAUCUGCGAUAAAUGUCAGAAGUCGCAUUCUUGUUUACAUAGUAAACAAGAACCGCGUUCUUCCACUCAGGUAUGAAACAGUGUAUAGUCGGGCCACCGAAGAAAUAUAGCAAUAAAACCGGGCGCUAAACCUUCGAGGGGUCUGACAGGCAAUAGACGAGCGGGUUUUCACCCACUUUAUACCUUCUCGUGAUUAAUCAAAUUUAAUAAAAGCAUGAAUUCAUUUUAUCAGUAUGUGAGUAUAUGCAUGAAUGCGAUUCCAAUAAAUUAUUUUGGGUUAAAAUUACAAUGAAAAUCUAUAUACCUGAUUUUAAGUAUUCUCUAAUUCAGGUAACCUAUAUAAUUAUUAACUCAUUAUGGAAUAUAAAUUUUCUAGUUUCGAGAAUGUAGGUAGGUACUCAGUAAUUUCUUGCUCAGGUAAAAUGAUGAUUUUAUAUAAUAAUUAUGGUGUACUCCAACUGUUUUUUUU